AUGGCAUCAGUACGAUCGCCCUCCGCGUCCUUCCUCUCCGCCUUCGUGCCGGUGGUCCGCGCGAGCCUUCUCCCACAAGAACAAUCGAUCCAGCGGAUACCUCUUCUUCAACAACUCCAGCAACUGCGACUGAAGGCUAGCCUACUACCUGCUGCUCUCAUACCGAUACCAUCGUUACUAGGCGAGCUUUGGGAUGGAUUGCUCAAAGCUGUGCCGAAGAAGAAGACAAGUCACAUGAAGACGAGACAUAGGCAGAUGGCAGGCAAAGCAUUGAAGGACGUCACAGCAUUGAACAAAUGCAGCUCGUGUGGCAGGCUGAAGAGGGCGCACGUUCUAUGUCCAUAUUGUGUCCAAAGUAGGUGGAUGCGUAGAUGCUCGUCAAAAACAAGAUCCGAGGACGACGUGCUGACGUGCUUUGACAGGUAUCAGGCAAUGGAUGGGAAACGGCUUCAAGAGCAAGCAGCAGGUGGAGUUAGAAGAGUAUGAUAAGUUCUCACGACUCAACGAGAGUCGAUUAGCAAGAGGACUGAAACCACUUAAAUGGGAAGACCUAUAUGACGACAAGGACAAGAAGGACGAAGCGAAAGCAUAG
Molecule: messenger RNA, 592 nt
Organism: Lecanosticta acicola
Lineage: Eukaryota; Fungi; Ascomycota; Dothideomycetes; Mycosphaerellales; Mycosphaerellaceae
Source: the annotation of a GenBank genome assembly